AUGCCUCGACGCAAGUGGAUUGACAAGAAGUCGGCGUCGCACUUCACGCUCGUGCACCGGCCCCAAAAUGAUCCGCGCAUCCACGAUGAGUCGGCACCGGCCAUGGUGCUGAACCCGACAGAGACACCGAAUGCGCACAAGUCCAAGAAACUCGACGAGCUGGCCUCGCAGCUGGGCGAGGAGGCCGAGCAGAUCCGGUCCAACGAGGGCGAAGCGGCCAACUAUGGCGUCUACUUUGACGACUCGUCAUACGACUACAUGCAGCAUCUCCGGGAGAUUGGCAGCGGCGGUGGCGAGGCCGUCUUUGUCGAGUCGUCGGCAUCGCUGAACAAGGACAAGGGGAAGCAGAAGCAGCCGCUGGCCGAGGCGCUGAAGCAGAUGGACCUGCAGGACCGGUCCGAAGACCUGUUGGACGAGGACAUUCUGCCGUCCAAGAACUUGCAGCGGGUGACGUACCAGAACCAGCAGGACGUGCCCGACGUCAUUGCCGGCUUCAAGCCGGACAUGGACCCGCGGCUGCGGGAGGUUCUGGAGGCGCUUGAGGACGAGGAGUACGUAGACGACAACGACGAUGACCUGUUCAAGCAGCUGGCCAAGGACGGCGAGGAGCUGGACGUAUAUGCGUUUGAGGACACGUACUCGGAGCAGGCCUUUGACGACGAGGAUGACGAGGGCUGGGAGUCGGACGCGACCGAGCGACCAGCCAAGGCCCGCAGCGAGGACGGCGAGGGCGAGGACCAAGACCGGGUUCCCGACCUGGUCGACACGGCGACAACGGGCAAUGGGCCGCGGCCAUCGGAGGCGUGGAUGGAGGACUUCAACCAGUUCAAAAAGGACCAAAAGGACCAGACCAAGACGCGCAAGCCGAUCGUGCCGGCCAUGUCGGAGAUCCAGUCGUCGAUCUGGACGACGACGACCAAUGGUGGCCGCAAGAAGAAGAGAAAGGGGGCGCUGACGCAGCAGUCGGGCUUCUCGAUGACAUCGUCGUCGCUCGUGCGCACAGAGCAGCUCACGCUGCUGGACGCGCGCUUCGACAAGAUCGACGAGCUGUACAACGAGGACAUGGACGACAUGAAGUCGGUGUCGGCCUUCUCGUCCGCCUCCAGCGUGCAGGGGCCGAUGCGCGGCGACUUUGACAACAUCAUGGAUGACUUCCUGGGCGGCUACUCGAUGCAGGGCAAGCGAUCGAUCCGCAAAGGCCGGCCCCAGACCGGCAUCGAGCAGCUCGAGGAGAUCCGUCAAGGCCUGGGGCCUGCACGGCUGACGACGCGGCGGAAAUAG
Molecule: messenger RNA, 1281 nt
Organism: Grosmannia clavigera kw1407
Lineage: Eukaryota; Fungi; Ascomycota; Sordariomycetes; Ophiostomatales; Ophiostomataceae
Product: low-temperature viability protein ltv1
Exons: 2
Coding region: 1-1281 (426 amino acids)
Biological process (GO): ribosomal small subunit export from nucleus; ribosomal small subunit biogenesis
Cellular component (GO): preribosome, small subunit precursor; nucleus; cytosol
Source: RefSeq, a predicted model, not a curated record